AUGUUGCCACUUUAUGCAAAAUUUUUUUUACUAACCCUUUUUGUUUGGGCAUGGCAUCGUCCCAGCAAAAUCUCAUUCGAUGAGGCCCCUAAAAAUAUAUUGAAUAAUAAGCUGUGCCUCAUAAAUGGAAGAUUAUUAUCCGAAUUCGAUUUUUCAGAGGACUUUAAAUACUACUCUGGUGAUUCAGUGGCAACAAGGGCCAACGAAGAAACGGAUAGCAUCGUUUCCGAUUUUGAUGAAGAAGAUAAUGGGUACUUAUCUAUAUAUUUAAAAGAAAAAAUACGUAAGGAAAAGCGAAAAAGUGAAAGUGAUUUUGAAGAUUUAUCAGGAUCUAGCGAUAGUCUUAACUCUUUAAGUUCUAAGAAGAAAGUAUUAAAAGAGAUUAUCCAUCAUCUUAAUAAAUCGGAUAAAUUUAACUAUGAUGAGUUGAAAGAAUACAUAGAUCAGCACUUGGAUGGAGAGCAGGGAGAAAAAUUAAAAUUAUUAGUGGAUGAAUUGAAAAAGUAUAAAACAAAAUACUUUUAUAUGAAAUCUCGCCUUGCACGUAAUAUAAAAAAACUUAGGAGAAGAAUGAAGAAGCAUACUAUGUUUAUCCUUUUACUUGUCCCAUCAAUUACAAGCUUAAUAUUAUUGUUAUGGAUUAUCAUACCAAUGGUUUCUGCACCAGCAUGUGCCAUUGCCUGUGCUCCUAGCGUUGUUGUAGCUGCAGGAAGUUCAGGAGCUGCUGGGGCCACAGGAGUAGCCUGUGCUAGUGCAGCUGCUACAUCAGGUGUUACAUCAAGUGGUAUUUGUGGUGCUGCACAAUUGUUAGCUGCCUCUCCGACAGCAACUACCACUGUUGCAACUGCAGCAGGUGUGACAACUACAACACGUUUCGUAUUACCUCCUGCAUUUUUCUGUGGUUCUUUUUAUAGAUAUAUGUUUUCCCCACUCCUUUUAGUAUAA
Molecule: messenger RNA, 945 nt
Organism: Plasmodium gonderi
Lineage: Eukaryota; Apicomplexa; Aconoidasida; Haemosporida; Plasmodiidae
Product: Plasmodium exported protein, unknown function
Exons: 2
Coding region: 1-945 (314 amino acids)
Source: RefSeq, a predicted model, not a curated record